Molecule: messenger RNA, 2158 nt
Organism: Artibeus jamaicensis (Jamaican fruit-eating bat)
Lineage: Eukaryota; Metazoa; Chordata; Mammalia; Chiroptera; Phyllostomidae
Gene: ACSF2
Product: acyl-CoA synthetase family member 2
Exons: 18
Coding region: 32-2062 (676 amino acids)
Biological process (GO): fatty acid metabolic process
Molecular function (GO): medium-chain fatty acid-CoA ligase activity
Source: RefSeq, a predicted model, not a curated record
UUUCUCGGCCCGGACACUGGCGUAGUGAGCCAUGGCUGUCUCCGUCGGGAUGCUGCGCCUCUGGAGACUGUGCGCUGGCCCUGGCGGGGUGCCAGGGACGCGCACUGCCCUCUCUCGGGGUUGGCAGGAAGCAAGGUUUCGGGGCGUCCGUCCCCUCAGUAUGUUUGCACCAAGGCUCCAGGCUGCUGGCGCUGAGUGGGAACUGCAGAGGCCGGUUGGGGAAAAGAGCCUUCUCUCUGAUUACAGACACGCAGUCAGAUUCUGUUCCAGAGAGGUGGAAGACAGGGCCGCCCUGCCCAGAGGAGGCCUUAGCUACGUCCAGGGCUGCACCAAAUCUCAUCUGAUCGACAAGACCAUGGGACAGUGCCUGGCUGCCACAGCACAGAGGUUCCCAAACCAGGAGGCCUUGGUCGUCCUCCAUGAGGACAUCAGGUUGACCUUUGCCCAGCUCAAGGAGGAGGUAGACAAAGCUGCCUCUGGGCUCCUGAGUAUCGGCCUUUGCAAGGGUGACCGACUAGGCAUGUGGGGACCAAACUCCUAUAGUUGGGUGCUAAUGCAGCUGGCCACAGCUCAAGCAGGCAUCAUUCUGGUGUCUGUGAAUCCAGCCUACCAGGCCAUGGAGUUGGAGUAUGCCCUCAAGAAGGUGGGCUGCAAAGCCCUCGUGUUCCCCAAGCAAUUCAAGACCCAGCAAUACUACAAUAUCCUGAAGCAGAUCUGUCCAGAAGUGGAGAAGGCCCAGCCAGGGGCCUUGAAGUGUCAGAGGCUCCCAGAUCUGACCACACUCAUCUCAGUGGAUGCCCCUAUGCCAGGGACACUGCUUCUGGAGGAUGUGGUGGCGGCCGGAAACACAGAGCAGAAUCUGGCCCAGCUCCGGUACACCGAGCAGCUCCUGUCCUGCUAUGACCCUGUCAACAUCCAGUUUACCUCGGGGACGACGGGCAACCCCAAGGGGGCCACCCUUUCCCACUACAACGUCGUCAACAACUCCAGCUUGUUAGGCAAGCGCUUGAAACUGAACCUGAAGACACCAGUGACGCCGAGGUUAAUUCUGCCCGUCCCCCUGUACCACUGCAUGGGCUCUGUAGUAGGCACAAUGGUGAGCGUGCUACACGGUGUCCCCCUCAUCCUGCCUUCUCCAAGUUUUAAUGGCAAGCAGACUCUGGAGGCCAUCAGCAAAGAAAGAGGCACCUUCCUGUAUGGCACCCCCACAAUGUACGUGGAUGUUCUGAACCAGCCAGACUUCUCCAGUUAUGACAUCUCAACCAUAAGUGCAGGCAUCAUUGCUGGGUCCCCUGUACCCCCAGACCUGAUCCGACUCAUCAUAAACAAGAUGAACGCAAAGGACCUGGUGUUGCAGGAUGAAGAGGUUGACCAGUGGGGACAGCAGCCCUCGGGGCAGUUCGGUCACCUUGUUGUGGUCCAGGUAGAGAUUGCUUACGGAACCACAGAGAACAGCCCUGUGACCUUCUCGCAGUUUCCCGAGGACACCUUGGAGCAGAAGGAAAACAGUGUGGGCAGAGUCAUGCCUCACACAGAGGCCAAGAUCCUGAACCCGAAGACAGGGGCCAUAACAGAGCUGAACACACCCGGAGAGCUGUACAUCCGAGGGUACUGCGUCAUGCUGGGCUACUGGGGUGAUUCCCAGAAGACUGAGGAAGUGAUUGGACUCGACAAGUGGUAUCGGACAGGAGACACCGCCAUCAUGGAUGAGCAGGGCUGGUGCAAAAUCGUGGGCCGCUUUAAGGAUAUCAUCAUUCGGGGUGGCGAGAAUAUCUACCCUGCAGAAGUGGAGAGCUUCCUUCACACACACCCACAGGUGCAGGAAGCUCAGGUGGUGGGAGUGAAGGACAACUUGAUGGGGGAGGAAAUCUGCGCCUGCAUUCGACUGAAGGAUGGAGAGGAAGCCACGCCAGAGGAGAUCAAGGCUUUCUGCAAAGGGAAGAUCUCCCACUUCAAGAUUCCCCGAUACAUCGUGUUUGUCAACGAGUACCCCCUCACCGUCACAGGAAAGAUCCAGAAAUUCAAGCUUCAAAAACAGAUGGAACAGCAUCUAAACCUGUAAAUGAAGGUCCUGCCUCCCAAGCCCUGCCUGCCCUUCCCCCACAUUCCCCUCCUCUGUCUUUGUGAUUUGACAUAAAGAGCAUUUCUGUUUUCUUUG